Molecule: messenger RNA, 8071 nt
Organism: Cuscuta europaea
Lineage: Eukaryota; Viridiplantae; Streptophyta; Magnoliopsida; Solanales; Convolvulaceae
Source: the annotation of a GenBank genome assembly
AUGAAACCCCCCAUGUCUCCCUCACAAAAGCUCGACUCUAACCCUUACGGGAAACCAGUCGAUGCUACUAAUUAUCGGGUUAUCAUUGGUUUAUUGUCUUACCUUACAUCUAGCAGACCGGACAUUGUCUUUGCAACCUGUCUCUGUGCACGAUUCCAAGCAAAUCCUAAGGAGUCACAUCUGAAUGCAAUGGAAAGAAUAUUGAGAUAUCUGAAAGGAACAGUUAAUCUGGGCCUUUGGUAUCCCAAGGAAUCAGGUUUUGACCUAGUGGGAUACUCAGAUGCUGUUUUGCGGGUUGCAAACUGGACAGAAAGAGUACAUCCGGUGGUGCACAAUUUCUAGGUGAAAAGUUGGUAUGCUGGUCUUCUAAAAAGCAGAAUUGUGUGUCAACUUCUACAGCUGAGGCAGAAUAUGUCGCGGCUGCUAGUUGCUGUUCACAAGUACUUUUGAUGAGGACACAGCUGAAAGACUACGGGUUCACAUUCUCGCACAUCCCGAUCUAUAGCGACUCUCAAAGUGCAAUUGCCAUCACGUGUAAUCUUGUCCAUCACUCACGGACGAAUCAUAUUGACCUCAGUUAUCAUUUUAUCAAGGAUCGCAUUGAGAAGGGCAUCGUGGACAUGUACUUUGUGUCCACGGAAUGGCAACUGGCUGAUAUAUUCACAAAGGCACUGGAUGAGAAGAGAUUCAAUUUCCUUAUCUCUAAGCUGGGGAUGCUGAACCAGAACGAAUAAGUAACUCUGACUUGUGUGUGUGAGUGUGAUCAUAUUUUUUUUUUCUUUUUUAAACAUUUUUUUACAAAUUGCAUUUUUUUAUUUUUUCAUGCAUCACUUUUUUCUUUUUUCCAUGCAUCAUUCCUUAGUUAAAAUUUUCAAUGCAUAAAUCAAGAGGGAGCUUUUUCAAAAUCAUGCAUAAAUUGAGGGGGGGUUUCAUAAUUAUUCAUUAUCAAGAGAGCAAGGGUUGAGGGGGAGCUCUUUGAAAAUUGAAAACAGAUAAGUCUGGGCCUGUUAACCUUUUGUUUCCGGGCCUAGCUAUUUAAACCUCAAAUCACGCAUCUCCUCCUCUUCACUCUAUCUCUCUGCGCUAAACUCUCUAACUUCCUCUCAGUUGAAAUCGCUCAUCUCCCCUAUUAAGCUUUCAAGGUUUUUUGCUCAUCGUCUCUUUCAAAGGGUAAAUACUCCUUAUUCGUUUCAAAAUGAAUGCUUCGCAGGUACACCAAUAGCGAACAGAUACAACGAAGAAGACGAACAGAUAUUCGCGCAAAACUGAUGCGCGAAAACAACCUGAUGUGCGAUUACCCUACUGUGAGAGUCCGGCCUGUGCGCGAUUUUGGGGACGCGUGAUUCCCCCUGUGCACGAUUCUCACUGUGCGCAAUUAUGGGGUCGCGUGAUUCCCUGAUGCGCAAUUCUCACCAUGCACGAAACCAGAUGCGCAAUUUCCCCAUGCGCGAUACCGACCUCAUGCGCCAAAGUUGGACUAAAGGCCCUGCGCGAUUUCACCUACUCAAAAGGUCCUGCGUGAUUGCCCCAUGUGCAAUUUGGGGCGUGUGCGAACGGAUUGGGCCACAUUCUAACUAAGUCUGGCCUAACUUAAAACAAAGAACAUAUCAUUUUUCCAUAACGGGCCCACAUUAUGAAACAUAUUCGCAAAUGUCAAAGGGCCCAAAUUUAAAAAAAAACAAAAAAAAAAUCAAAAGGGCCCAAAUUAUCAAACCCUGAUCAUAAUAGAAGAAAAAAGGGACCCAAAUAAGAGCUUAAGUUGUCGACUUAGCUACCGUUUUGAUCAAAUGCUCUAACCUGUUUAUCAUUUUCAGAUCGAAAUGGCAGCUGUUCCCAAAAUCAGUCAGAUCUAUCCAAGGGCAAACUGGUACAUGAUCAAAGAUAACAACCCUGCACUGGACCCAGAGGUGUUCUCAUGCCAAGAUGAUGUCGUUAUUGCCAUUCUGAAAGGGCACAAGCUGUGGAAAGCCCUGAGCAAAUCUACUGAAGUACCAGAGGUGUAUCUCCAACAAUUUUGGGGAACACUAAACAAAGUCCUUGACGACGAAAAUGAAGAGAUAGAUGACGAGCUGACCGUCACUAUCAUCAACAAAUCCCUGCUGCACCAAGCUCUACAAAUCCCGGAAGAAGAUCAUUAUGAUGAGCUGGCAUCUGAACCUGAAAUGAUGGCCGAUAUAAUCAAGCUAGGCCAUGCUCAACCAAUAAAGCUCAUUUCUGAUGUCAGACCAGGACGCUUACCAAGACCGUGGAGGACAAUGCUAGCUAUUCUCAACAGGUGUUGUACUACCAAACACACUGGCUUCGACAAGUGCAACAUCUACCUUUUGACCAUCUUCCAUCGCAUCGCUUUCAUGAAGAACUACAACUACGUCUCGCUGAUAUGGGAUGAAAUUUUUGAGCGAGUCAGAAAGAGGACGAAGACGGAGGUGGUUUUCAAUGAUUGUACGACAUAUCUCCCGAUCCACUCCAGCAAUUCCUCGAAGAUUAUUAAAGGAGUGUCUACAUAUUGUCCGUCCAACGUCUCGAGAAAAUGCCUGAGGAUCGCACGCUGGUACCCAUGACUAUACCAGUGGCUCUUCUACAGUUAGCCAAUCCAAAUGAUCCAUCUGUCCGACGCUAUUGUGAAGCGCAGAACAUUAUAUUCCCUAUGGCUCAGAUAAACCCCCCUGAGCCUACCCUUGGGAGUCAACCGAGUGUGAGUGAGGGUCUUGAGAGUUCAACGCGGCCACAACGACCAGUGGCAAGUUGGCCCCAUGAUGAUCAGACUACGUCUGCUGAGGGCCACACCCAUGCUGAAGAGACUACCCAUGAUUCAUCAAGCGUAGCCAGAACAUUAGACGUUGAUGAUGAGGACUCUGGGAGCAAGGCUGAAACGAGCGGAAACGAUCAAGGUGAUGAGGAUGAUGAUGACGCGAACGAUAACUCAAGAAAAGCCAAGAAAGCCCCCGUUCAGAAAGGAAGACCCAUUAUCAGGCUUUCUAGGGCUACAAACAAAGAGGAGUCUCACCAGAUCAAAAACACUGAAGGACAAACCAUCAGUGAGACUCUCUCUAAGGUACGACAUGAUAACCCAUCCUCAUCAUCCAUUCUUAUGCAAAGAGUGCAAACGGAAAGCGCCAUUGCUGAAGACAUGGCCAUAUUUGAUAGUUGUUCCGACUUCGAAGAAAUAAACCGGGCUAACCCCAUAGGAGCAGACACUGAUAUUUUCAGUUUCCGGGUAAAAGACGCAGCAUCUAGCCCAACUGCGCAUGCACAAGCCCAACCUAGCCACUCUGCUACCUCCCAACAGGUAGUAGUUUCACAAAUAGGGGAUACUACACCCACCUCUCUGCCUCCCUACGACGCAGUUGAGGAAUUAUAUAGUGGUCUAUCGCCCCGGACCACUACCCCUCCUUCAAACACAAUGAGUCUAGGUGUCACACUCCCUACAUUUUCAAAUUUUUCUAGUACACCUACACUUCUCACACCACUGCACUCAACAGGUUCACUUUACAUGUCCACAACGAUCGGAGAUACGUCAAUGAUGAUCGGAAUUCCUGCUACUCAACAGAUAACUCAAUCAUUAUCUGCAAGCCACACUUCGGUAAUCUUUACUGAUGCUGUGACAACGGUUACUACCCCUGUAACCGAACAGCCCGAACCUACCGACCUUUCUGUCAUUCUGCAGCGUUUCAUGGAUUCCACCAUCAAAGCCUGGGUGCAUGAAGCAAUAACCGCUCGGGCACAAGAAUUCAUGACCACCCAGGCGCUUUAGAUUGACACUACCCAACCACAACCUUCCACAUCACACUCCCAACAACAGCUUACCCCCAUACUUACCCUUCAAACCUCUGAACCAUCAACCACACAACCUCAAACACCUACCACUUCAAGGGGAACCUAGGAUACAGAACGUGUGUCCUCCCCUACAAUGACCACACCUCAUCCUAACCCUUACACCAUUGUUUUCGAGGAACUCGAAUCUAUUAUGCUAUCAAGAAUUCUAGCCACCGAAGAAGACAACUGAACCCCAAGACAAAAAUCCCUUCUUCGUAUAUUUUUAGAAACCGAUAGCACAUGCCGUGACAGUCUUCGAAAUCUCAAACGUUCACAUGAGGACCCCGAUGAUUCGGAUCCUCAUGAGGGGGAGAACAAGAGGCAACGGACACUCGAGCAUGGAGCAUCAACAAGCCAACAACCCCCACACGAAUCCCAACCGGAAUCCUCGAACAACUAGCCCCCAUCCACUACUCAACCCAAUAGCCAAGCCACAAACCUACAUAUCUCUAGCAUGGUCGAGCUACACAAAACAUUUCGAGGCAUAUCUCUCAGAGAUUUUGACCAAGGAUGGAGUGGAAGUCCUAAGGUAGCUACUUCGUGUACACCAUUUUAUUCAGGCCAUCAGGAAGAACCUAGUUCUAUACUGAUGACAACGGGCAAUCCUUGUGAUCCCGGCUCUACCUCCCACGAAGCAACACUGCAGAAGGCUCCCACUGAAGAACAAAGCCCGUCCAUAUACGAUCAACUAGAAGACAUCAUUAUAGAUGAAAGAUGGAACGGAGAAUGGACAGAAUGGGACGACAUCAGACAAGAGGUCGAGCAAUAUGAAAUGCAAAGAGGAGUCUAUCUCAGAGACCUGCUGAAAAAGUGCGAUGAAGAUUUAAUAGGGCUUGAGGAAGAUGAACUCGAGGAAGGGGAGAACUACAAGAAAACUCCAGCAGAGCUACCCUCCAUUGUCAGAAGAAUAGGUGCGCUCUUGCCCAGAGAUGAAGACCCAUGGGAGAAUAUCAAUAUCACUGCCCCCUUCCAAGAGGAAAUCCGAAAGAAUUUAUGGAGAAAGCCUGAUAGGAUCAAGAAACUAGAUGAUCUGAAAGUCCGAGGUCUUACCCAUCUAAAAGCUAGACAAGUCGGGGGACAUCUUCAUAUGCUAUAUCAUCGAUCAACAGGCUUACAGCGCCAUAUUCUGGAACACGAUCUUAAAACAAGCAAAUGCCCUAUUUGGGAUAUUCUGAAAGUGUCCAGAGGAGAUCAUCAUGGAAUAAAGUAUUCGAUUUAUCGAUUACAAAGAACUGAUGGCACAGAGUUUACCUGUAAAGAGAACGAUUUCAUUAUGAUCAAGAUGGAAGACAUCUAUCAAAUGUCUAUGGUCUACAGGAACCUGUCCAUCAGAAAGAAUAAAGUCCUCAAAGAAGGAUAUGAAGCAAUAAGACGUUUCAUGCUGAGGCAAGUUAGAGUUCAUGCCACUCACAAUCUUCAGAUGGCUCUCGAGAACAACAUCACCCGAACAAAUCUUACAAAGCCAAUCUUUUAUGGACCGGAGGUUGAAGAGUUUCCACCUUACACUAUUUUUGAAGAUCCGACCAUAGUCAUCUAUCUCAAUCAUGAAGAGAAGAAACGCAUUCUGUAGAUAGAUGACAUUGCAAGAUACUGUGAUGGGACCCUGAAGAUCAUUAGAGACAAACUGCUUCCGCUAAAAUCUGAUAUUGAACGAAGACUUACUGAAGCCUCUGAAGCUGAAAUAAAAUAAUUCGACAGAAUAACCGCGGUGCUAAAGGCAAUCAAUGACAGACUCAAAAUGAAGAGAAUGCCACGCAUGUACGAGCACGCCCUAACAUUGUGGAAGAACUACUUCAAAAGGUAAAGGAACUAAUAAGAGCUGACAAAGACAUUGGAUCACAAAGGGGAGAUUGUUAGAUAUAUUUUUUAUUGUGAUCCAUUGUAUUUUAUAAAGCCUAGUAGUAUAAUUUAUUAGAUAAGCUAUUUUAGGUAAAGGCCACAUUCCUAAAGGGAAUGGGCCUCUUUAUUAUGGAAGCCCAAUGCUUGUAACCUAGCAUUCUACAAAGGGCUAUAAAUAGACCCUAUGUAGAAUGCGUAGGACAGGUUUUUUCGAACAUAGAAGGCGCCUUUUCAUUCAUUCAUCCUUGCGCAUACUUAGACUAGGCUACGGAGGUUUUACGUUAACUUCUCCAACAUCAUUCUGUAAACUUCCUAUCCAUCAAUGAAAGUUUCCAAUACACUUAUUCAUAUCCAUCUGCAUACAUUAUUGUAGUGUAGAUCACAGGGACCAACAGUACCUCUUAUUUUUUUUCAAUGGAAUUUAUCAUUUCUUGAGAAACUAAGACAUGAUCUGCAAGGUCUCUACCUUUCAUAAAACCAGCUUGUUCAUAAGAAAUAAUUCUCGGUAGAAUAGGAGUGAGCCUGAAAGUCAGAAUUCUGACGCACACCUUAUUGAUGAAAUUUGAGAGACAGACAGGCCUGAAUUCUGCAAAAGAAGAAGGUCUAUCCCUCUUAGGAAUGAGUACAAUAAGUGCACUGCCCAUAACUCUGGGAAUGUGAUUGCCCUGAAAAAAACUCUUGAACAGCUCUGACAACAUCCUCACCAACUAUAUCCCAACAUUUUCUGAAAAACACACCAUUGUAACCAUCUGGGCCAGGAGCUCCAUCCUUUUUAAGGCCCCAGACAGCCUGUUUAACCUCUUCCAUGUUGGGAAGCUGAAGAAGCUUGUUGUUGUCUUCAGCAGUAAUUGUAUUUAGUAUGAAUUGCAUAAUGUGAUCAACAUCCUGCACAGGUUGCUCUGAAAAAAUGCCACUGAAGGAAUCUGCAGUAACCUUACCAAUAUUAUCAAUGUCUGUAGAGGUAUUACCAUCUGAAUCGUUGAUAUAAGUAAUUUGUUGUGUUGGUCCAUGUAUUCUCUAUGCUCUAUAAUUUAUAGAAUGAUGUAUGAAAAUGUAUCUCUAAAUGAUAUAGAGGAAGCUUUCCAUUGAAGAAGGUUUUUAUAGAAUGAUAGAGAAUGAAGUUAGCGUACAAAAACCUUUUUACGUAAAUAUGCUCUGCGGCUGAAUAUAUGGGAAAGCCUCUUCCUAUGCAUUCUACAAAGGGCAUAUAUAUAGCCUUGUAGAAUGCUAGGUCAGCUUAUGAUUGGGCUCCUAUAAAGAGGAGGCCCAUUCCUAUUAUGGCAUGCAAUCCAUUUCCAUUUAAGGGCUAUUUGAUGUCUAAUUAACUCUACAAAAAGGCUUAAUAAAAUACAUGGAUCACAAUUCAUAAAAUAUCUCUAACAAUCUCCCCCUUUGUGAUCCAAUGUCUUUGUCAGCUCUUAUUGGUUCCUUUUCCUUUUGAAGUAGUUCUUCCGCAAUGCCAGGGUGUGCUCAUACUGGCGCAACAUUCUUCUCUUUUCGAGUCUUUCAUUAAUUGCCUUCAGCACCACAGUUAUUUUGUCGAAUUCCUUUAUUUCAACUUCAGAGGCAUCAACAAGUCUUCGUUCAAUAUCAGAUUUGAGCGGAAGCAAAUUGUCACUAAUGAUCUUCAGGGUCCCGUCACAAUAUUUGACAAUAUCAUCUAUCCACAAAAUGUGUUUCUUCUUGUUAGGAAUAUUUUAUGGUGUCCAAUCUAAUUAAAUAUCUUUGUAUUUGUGUAGUUAUUAAUUAAACGUGUAAUACAGGCCACAAAUGUGUAUCAGCCCGUGGGCUUCCUUGUAACCCGUAAGUUAGCUAACUUCUCCUAUAAAAGGAGGCUAACUUACGGGAACCCUAACUAAUCAGAUAGAGGCUUAGAGACGUAGAGGCGUAGAGAUAGAGAGAUUAGGGUUGUCGCUGCUCUCCUUCUCCAGGGAGAGCAGCGGUCGGUUCAUACGGUAUACCAGAUUCGUGUAUAAUAUCGACAUAUCUUUCUAUCUGCUUCUUCUUAACUGCUAUGGUUGUUUAUUGGUUAGUAUUUUGGGUUUAUCAAUUGGUAUCAGAGCCGAUGCGUUAAACAGGUUGAAUCUAUCUGCGAUUUUUGGAUCUAACGAAGAACUGGUCUGCUUUUCUUCUGUUUUUCUUUGGUGUAGAGAUUUGCUCCUGUAAUCUUGUUUGUGAACGAAACUUUGUAAAAAUCAUACUGUUGGACUCACCUUUCAAAACCGAUCCAGCAGCAUACCUUUUUUUUCGUUUUCUGCAAUUUUUAUAUUUCGAAGAUCUCUACAUUGAGAUCUCGAAAUCCUUAUUUUUCACUGCUGCAGAAACGUUUUUGACUUGAAACUGAUAUAGGAGAAUCUCGACCUUCAGGGCUUUUCAGAACAGGUUUCAGAUUUUAAAAAAUCGAAGUUUUCAUUUU